Molecule: messenger RNA, 5435 nt
Organism: Brassica napus (rape)
Lineage: Eukaryota; Viridiplantae; Streptophyta; Magnoliopsida; Brassicales; Brassicaceae
Product: FBD-associated F-box protein At5g22730
Exons: 5
Coding region: 3813-5231 (472 amino acids)
Molecular function (GO): protein binding
Source: RefSeq, a predicted model, not a curated record
ACAUUAUAUCAAAAACAACAAAUAUUCAAUUUUACACUUUUAAUUAUAGAACUAAAUGAUAAACCACAAAAAAAAUAUAACAAACAAUUUUGAACAUAAAUUAAAUAAUUAUUUCUGAAAAAUCAAAACCUAUUAAAAAGUGAAAAUACGACAUAGCAAAGAGAAAACAAAACAAAAAGCUCAAUCCAAGCCAUGAGCUCUCAUUGGCUGAUCUAUUGGGGGUGGGGAUAACCCUUUUUUUUAGUUUUGACCAUUGAUAACUCUAAAUCUAAGGGUCACAAAUAAUCCGUCAUUUAGUGAAUAUUUUCUCUUUUCUUCAUGUGUGUUUCUUUCUUUCUUUUGUCACAGAUCUUCUGUUUUUCUGUCUUUCUUCUAUGUCUGUAUUUUUUUUUUCUCACAGACAUCGUUCUAUCUCUUCAGCAUCAACAUCUCAUAUUAAUCAAUUUUUUCCUUUCUCACAGAUCUGAAAAAAAUGGAAACAGAAGUGAUGAAACGGGAAGGAGAAGUGGUGGUGUGAUGGCAUUACAAAUUGGAGGCACGAAACAGAAGCACGACAAAUGACUUCUUCAGUUAUAGUCAUCGCUUCAGCCACUCCGCGAGUAACGAAGCCGGUGGCAAGGCGUGGAAGAGCCAGGGCGGAGCUUGGAAGAGCCGGUGACAGAGCGUAGAUGAGCCGGUGACGAAGCGUGGAUGAGCCGGUGACGGAGCGUGGAUGAGCCGGUGACGGAGCGUGGAUGAGCCGGUGACGGAGCGUGGAUGAGCCGGUGACGGAGCAUGGAUGAGCCGGUGACGGAGCGUGUGACGGAGCGCGUGAUAUAUAUGUCUAUAUAUGUAAGAGGUAUAUAAACCAUAUUUGUAUUAUAAUUUUAAUGACUUAAUUCAAAAAUGUUUUAUGAUUUUUUUUUAAAUUUAUUUAUUUAUAUGGCUAUGACUUAGCUGAAGAAAUAUAGUAGCUAAACUCUGUAGCUAUUUAGCAAUAGAACACUUUGUAGCAAUGCUGUUGCUAUUGCGCGACAGAACACUCUGUAAACAUGCCCUCGCUAAUAGCUACAACUAGUUUCCUCGCAAAAUCCGUCGCUAGCAAGCUACGGAAUGGCGACAGAUUGGGUUUAGCGUCGACGCUGACGCCACGGUUCCAAUCCGUAGCCAUCCGUCGCUUUUUGCAUAUCUAGCUACGAAAAAAUCGGUAGCUAUAUGACUGAUUUCUUGUAGUGUUUAGGCCUUACAUGUUAGUCGUGUAUAUAAGUAUCUUAUAUAUUAAAAUAGAAGUACCUCAUUUCAUGUGUGAUUUUUUUAGUUGAACCAUCUCCUAAAAAAGAGUCACAUUUAAUUUCUCUAUUAUUUAUUUAUUAAUGUUACCUAAAUGCUCUUAUACAUUAUCACUACAAAAAUAGUGUAUUGUGUGUUUCACUACAUAGAAAAUAAACUAACUAUAGAGUCUCAAUUUCUAUGACCAUUAAUGAUAACUAUUUUCAAUGUUACUAUACAUGUUGUUUUUCUUAUAAACUUGCUAUGAAUCAAAUUUCAUGUGUCUUUGGUAUUACGGGUGAUUGAUGAUUCCAUUCUAAAUUGUGUUCUUUCUUUGAACAAACUUCUAUGAACUUAAACAAUCAUACUCAAUACUCAAGAAAACAAUAAAUUUGCUAAAAGUGUUUUUUUUUCUUCUUAUGAAUUUCUAUGAACAUGAAUAACCAUACUCCAGAAUACAGCAAACUCGCUAGAAGUGUUUUUUUCUACAUAAACUUUACUCGAGUCAUAUUUCAUUUAAAAAUAGAUUAUUUCAAAUGUGGCAGUGUUAACAACGAAUAAACUUUUUAUGUUGUUAGUCUUAAACAUGAACACUGCUCUUUUUGUAAAUAAGAUUAUUACUUUAUAAACCAAACACAGUUUACUCUUGGAGAAGAUGAAGUGGUGUACUAUCGACGUAAAUAUUAAAAUCAGAUAUAAAAUAUCCUAUAAUUUAAUAUAACAUAUUACCAAAUCUGUUCAAAUCUACCGUAAAUAUCGUUAAACGUAUAUUCCCUAAAAUUUUGUUAAAUUACAACAUAUAUAUCAUGAUUUAUUUUAUUAAUAUAUGGGAAUAUUCUUUUUAACUAUAACAAGUUAACAACUGUUGAAUAUUAUUUACAAAUUGAGCUAAAUACAUGAACAUGAUCGUAAAAUAUCUUUUUAAUAAAUUGAAUCCAAAUACGAAUAUACUUUUUACAUAUAUGCAAAUAAUAGUCUACUAUUUAUUAGUCAUAUGUAUUCAAAAUCCGGCUAGCUAUAAACCAAGAAUAUCAAAAAUUGGUCUUUACUCUUUAGUUAUUUGUGUACCUCAGUGUUUUUAAAACCGGACCGGAAGCUGAACCGGAAAUAUUUUAGGUCACGGUUCAAUAUGGUUCGACCGGGUCAAAUCUGGUUCAAUAAUAUGGUUAAUAUUUUUUUAGUAUGUAAAUAUAAAAGUAAUAUUAGUAAACAUGAUGCAUAGUUAAAAUAUAAAUCAAUUUUGAACAUAAAAUAUUAUAAAUAUAAAUUAGUUUCUUGUUUAUAUGGAUGGUUUAUAGAUUUUCGAUAGUUUUAGUGGUUUUUAUUGGUUUAAUAACUUUGAAAUAUAAUCCGGCUAUGUGGCCGGUUCAUGGUCGAACCAAUUACUAGACCAACCCGGCUAUAUAACCGGUUCACGGUCGAACCCGAUCCAACCAUCGGGUCGGUCUGGUUUUAAAAACACUGGUGUACCGGUUUGCACUCCAUUUAGUAAAUAUUCACAUGUUAUUAUGAAUACAGAGACACAUUCAGUAAAUAAUACAUGAAAUUAAAUGAGUUUUGAGAACAUAUAUAUUUAUUGAACUAUUUAAAUAUAAACAAAUGAUCUAAUAUAUCAAAACUGCAAUACAAAUGAACCAAUUCUGCAUAAAUCACAUGUUUUUAUUCAAAGGAAAACCACAACUAAAUAUUUUAAAAACCACCAAGAUCCAAGAUCAAUCAUCUCUUAAUUUUGAAAAAUAUAUAUAUACACACGUGAUGAUCCUAUCAUUUAAAAUGAUCACAUAAAUUUUAGUCCUCAAUUUUUAAAACAAAAAAAUAUCCACAAAGAUUGCAUUCUAAAAACACAAAGAUAUAGCAAAUCUUAAGCUGUGAAAAUGAAGUUUUUAUUAGAAUAUAUGUAUUAAUAAUAAACAUAUUAAAUGGUAUGCUUUAAACAAAUACACAUUAAAAGGUUUUUAAAAAUAUUAUCUUUCUACAUAUAACUUAUCAAAAAUGCUACUCCCUCUGUUUAUUAAAAAGUGUCAUUUUGACAUUUUUCACACACCCAUUAAGAAAGUGAUUAAAAUGUAUUUAUGUUCUUACUAAUUACACAUAUUUGAUCAAUAGUAUUUGAGAUAAAUAUAAUUAUUUAUAAAACCAUUGCAGUUUUUAAUUAAUUUUAAAUUGAAAGUAAAUAUAAUUUAUAUUAGAAUUCUAAAGUGACACUUUUGUGUAACAAAAAAAAAAAGUUAGAAUGACUAUUAUUAUGAAAUAGAGGGAAUAAUUUCGUUUUAUAUAUAUAUCAAAAUCUGGUAUCAUGCAAUAAUACGAUUUACAAACAAUUAGAAAAUAAUAACAACCAUAAAUUUUGAAAUAUAAAAAUAUAAGUUUUAGUUUUAAUACGUUAAGUUGGAAAUUUUUUUCUUCUUAAUUAAAAAAAAAAUAGAAAAUACAAAACAUUUUGAGCCCGGCCCUUCGAAAAUCACACCUCCAUAAAACCUGAGAACUGAAGCGGCCGGCGACUAAACCUACCCAUCUUCCGAAGUUCAAAACCGUAAACCAGUAAGUUUUCUCGACCGGAUGUUAUGGAGGAACGCUUUUCGAAACAACAACGAAUGUACGACGAAAGUUACAUAAGGGCUAAAGAAGAUAUGAUAAGCAAACUGCCCGAUUCUUUGUUAUGUCAGAUACUGUCCUACCUCCCGACAAAGGAUACUGUCGGAACUAGUGUUCUGUCCCAUAGGUGGAAAAGCGUUUGGCUUUUGGUUCCUAACUUGGAUUUGUCCUCUUCUGAGUUCCCAGACUACAAUGCCUUUGUUAGUUUUAUGGACAGGCUCCUAGCUUUCUCUAGAGAAGAGAACUCACUCUUGUACAAGCUCAAGCUCAGUAUUCAGAAAGAAGAUGAGAAGGAUCAGUCUUGCGUCACACGGUGGAUAGAUUCUGUAGCUAACCCUAAACUCAAGCAUCUUGACAUUGAAUGUACUCUUGCGAACCGUAAGUUUCUAGAAGUAAUUCCCCAAAGCCUUUAUGUAUGUGACACGUUGGUGUCUCUAAGACUCCAUCGUGUCUCCUUGGGGGAGUUAGAGUCAGUCUCUUUGCCUUGUCUCAAGACCAUGCGUUUAGAACACAACGUCUACGCCAGCGACGCGAGUCUGGAGUUACUCAUCUCGUCUCCCCCUGCUCUCGAGGAUUUGAGCGUUGUUAGAAUGGUGCCGGAUAACGUGAAGGUUCUGCGUGUGAGGUCUCAGUCGUUAACGAGCUUCCACGUAGACUAUUUGCUUGGUGAAGGCGAUGACUAUGUUGAUGCUUUGGUGAGAGGAAAAGGCUCAGGGGUUUUGAUCGAUGCGCCUAGACUCAAGUACUUGAAGUUCGAUGAUGAUCUGUCUGACAGUAAAAUCAUUACCACCAAUAAAGUGUCCUUGGAGAAAGUCAACGUUGCCUUCGUCUUUGGUGAGCAUGAUUUUAUCGAUGUUGUCGACUUGCCAAAGCGAAACAUGGUCCGUGGUUUCUUUAACAGCAUUUCAGGAGUUAAGGAGAUGAAGAUCUCUUCGCAUACUAUGGAGUUUCUUGAUUAUAACAGGGAAGACGAGUUAUACGACCCGUUGCCUCAGUUUUGCAACGUUUCCACUUUAAAAGUGGCGUUUUACGUGUCGAAUCUGGAUAUGAUGCUGCCAACCCUUCUUGAGAGCUUUCCAAAUCUAAAAUCACUCGUCGUAAAGCUGGAUGAUUAUGAUCCUUCGAGGGAUGAGGAAGCAGAUGAUGUAAGACUCUCAUCAGUAGUACCUCAGUGUUUGAUGUCAUCACUAGAGUCUGUGAAGAUAAAGCGUUUCAACAGAGGGCCUGUUAACAUGGAAGUAGCUAGGUACUUUUUGGAGAACUCACUGGUCCUCAAGAAACUUGUUCUGGAUUUUAGAUGUUCGGUGGUUGAAGAAGGGUUUUACAUGUUGAGGGAUCUCCUUGCGUUGCCCAGGAGAUCUAGCUCGUGUCAAGUCCUACUUUGUUAGACGGCUAGAAAGGUGUAUUGAUCGGACGGAGAAUAGUAGCAUUUCAUGUUGGUUUAUUAGACUGAAUAUGGAUUUUGAUUUUAUUUUUUUGGUUGAAUUAUAUUAUGAUGUCUUCUGUGUUAUAUUAUGAUGUCUUCUGUGUGUGGAUGAUUGAUUGAGAAUUCUAUAACUAUAAGGCGAAUUCUAUAACAAAAUUUGAUGGUA